Histoplasma mississippiense is the source of this 2940-nucleotide messenger RNA. RefSeq lists its product as hypothetical. Gene Ontology annotation, molecular function: calcium-activated cation channel activity. The coding region runs from base 1 to 2940 and encodes 979 amino acids. The record is from RefSeq and is a predicted model, not a curated record. Gene Ontology annotation, cellular component: plasma membrane. Lineage: Eukaryota; Fungi; Ascomycota; Eurotiomycetes; Onygenales; Ajellomycetaceae. The transcript has 3 exons.
AUGGAGGGCGCUAUAUUGGCUCGCCAGGCCGCUGCCAAGUCUUCCGCGGAAGAGUUCCUGGAACUCAUCCAGAAUCCAUUCAGCGCUGCAUUCCAACUCAAUGCCUUCUGGGCUUCGUUUGGUACAUCCUUGGGACUGACGAUUGUCCUUGCCUUAUGCUUUUCCUUUGUCCGCCCCCGCAACUCGCUGGUCUACGCGCCUAAAAUAAAACAUGCGGACCGGAAGCAUAGCCCUCCUCCCGUGGGGAAGGGUCUGUUAGCUUGGCUCACCCCUGUUAUACAAACGAAGGAGAGCAACCUCGUCGAUUGCAUUGGCCUUGAUGCCACAGUGUUCUUGCGCUUCACCAGAAUGUGCCGUAACAUGUUCCUGGUGCUGAGCGUUAUCGGCUGCUUGGUGAUGAUUCCUGUCAACGUUUCGCAGAGCUCCUCGCCUGCUGGUAUUAGUGCCUUCGCAACUAUGACUCCGCAGUUUGUCUCAACUCGUGCAAUGUGGAGUCAUGUCGUUUGCCUCUGGAUCUUUGAUGUUGUCGUCGCCUACUUUUUGUGGCGGAAUUAUAAGGCUGUUUCCGCCUUGAGACGCCAUUAUUUUGAAAGCUCUGACUACCAAAAGUCUCUUCAUGCUAAAACCCUUUUGAUCAGACAUGUACCGCCCGAUUUCAGGACAGAUGACGGCCUCCUACGCUUGGUGGACGACAUCAACCCGACAUCUUCAGUGCCUCUUACUUCGAUUGGUCGCAACAUGAAGCAACUACCAAAACUCAUCGCAGAGCAUGAAAAGACAGUUAGACAGCUUGAAGAAGUGCUUGCCAAAUACUUCAAAAAUCCAGAUCGAUUGCCUGUCAAACGCCCCACAUGCCGUCCUUUCAAAGCAGAUCAGGCGACUCGUGGCUCUGACAGAAUCGACGCCAUCGACUACCUCACAGCCCGCAUUGGAGACCUCGAGGCCGAGAUCAAGCACGUUCGUGAGUCGAUCAAUACCGUGAACGCUAUGCCCUAUGGGUUCGCAAGCUGGGAAUCCAUCGAAGCCGCCCAUUUUGUAGCUUAUACUGCUCGAAACAAGCACCCAAGAGGCUCCUCAAUUACUCUUGCUCCACGGCCUAAUGAUAUCAUUUGGGAAAACCUCGCACUUUCAAGAAAGAGCAGGAAAUGGAAACGCAUAAUCAAUUUUUUCUGGUCUACUGUACUUACUGUAUUGUGGAUCGCACCUAACGCUCUAAUUGCCGUUUUCUUAUCCAAUCUGUCCAACUUGGGCAAAGUCUGGCCCCCAUUUCGUAAAGAGCUUUACGCGAAUCCCAAGACCUGGGCUGCGGUGCAAGGUAUUGCAGCUCCAGCGGUGACAUCCUUUGUCUAUCUGGUCUUACCCAUUAUAUUCCGGCGCCUCUCAAUCCGGGCGGGUGACAUCACGAAAACAUCGCGGGAGUGCCAUGUCAUCCAUAGCUUAUACGCUUUCUUCGUCUUUAACAACUUGGUGGUAUUUUCGAUAUUUUCAGCAAUUUGGACGUUUGUGGCUACGGUGAUCGAAGCCAAAAACAACAACGACGACACUUGGGAUGCGAUCUUGAAGGGGCAAUUUUUUUUCCAGGUCGCGACAGCCCUUUGCAACGUCUCCCCAUUUUGGGUCACCUGGAUCUUGCAGAGAAACCUUGGCGCCACCCUUGACCUGCUUCAGAUCUUCAACUUGACAUGGAUCUGGUUUGCCAAGAGAUUUUUGACGACGACUCCCAGACAGGCUAUCGAAUGGACUGCGCCGCCCCCAUUUCAAUUCGCGAGUUAUUACAAUUACUUUCUGUUCUAUGCGACGAUAGCUCUCUGCUUCUCGACCCUGCAGCCAAUCAUCCUCCCCGUUACCGCACUUUAUUUCGCACUGGAUUCCUGGCUCAAGAAGUACCUUCUCCUCUAUGUGUUCGUCACCAAAACCGAAUCCGGCGGCCAAUUCUGGCGUGUCCUCUUCAAUCGUCUUGUCUUCGCAGUAAUCCUCGCCAACUUCGCAAUUGCGUUAGUCGUCAAAGCCAAGGGAACCUGGACAAUGGUCUUUUGUUUAGUCCCCCUCCCUUUCCUAAUGCUCGCGUUCAAAUGGUUCUGCAAACGAUCCUUCGACGAUAGCUUAACGUACUAUAGCCGCCGGAUACCCACUGAUGCAGAGUCCCUCUCCGCUGGACAAGGCGGAAAGAAAGCCUCUGAACGAAUCGCGUCCAAAUUUGGUCAUCCAGCACUCUACAAGCCCCUUAUGACUCCAAUGGUCUUUGCCAAGGCCGCUGGUAUGCUGGAGAAGAACUUCCAACCGAGACAAGGUGGUGACACAUCAGGCAUUAGUCAGAGCUCAGAUAUAGCGUUGCAGAAGAUGUCCUCGAAAGAGCCGGGCCGAACAUCGAGUUCUCCGCAUGAUGCGCCCUUUGAAGUAAUCCCGGAGAACCAACUUGACUUCUCAUACUUCAAGGAUCGGCCCGAUUUCCGCGACGAGUUCGGUGGCGGCAUCUACGGCCGGCCGGAUGAUUUGAUAAAUGAGCGCUCCCACACGCCCCGCAACUUCUUUAACAACGGUUUUGAUUCCCCAGGCCCCUCGCGGGCCUCAUCACCAGUGCGACAUUCGAACGGAGCAUGGGUACAAGGGAAUGGACCUGCAAUGCGGCCCAGCGGCCGUAUGUACGUCCAGCCAUUCGAUAGCCAAGGUCCACCACCUCCAGUUCCUCACGGUCCGGUAAACCCUGAGUAUCGAUCGGGGGAUGAUAAUGCAGAAUUUCAUUCUGGGGCGACAGCGGAUAACGAGAGCGAGCGGGCGCUUCUGAGUAACGACGAGGCUCGCCCUGUUCAACAUUCUGCUGACAUUGCGUCGAAUGGUAGGUGGGAGAAUCGUCGAUCGAGGGGUCCACGUGGGUUGCCGCGAACGCGCGGGGGUUAUGAAGAUACGUCUUAUGAGACGUAUCGGGGUGUGCAGUAUUAA